AUGGUACAACAAACAAAGAAGUUCAGAGGAGUCAGGCAACGCCAGUGGGGCUCUUGGGUGUCAGAAAUUCGCCACCCUUUGUUAAAGAGAAGGGUGUGGUUAGGGACAUUUGAGACAGCAGAGGCGGCGGCAAGAGCAUAUGAUCAAGCUGCAAUUCUGAUGAAUGGUCAAAGUGCGAAGACUAAUUUCCCGAAGAAUCAAGGUGAAGAUGCUGUGGACACUAAUUGUGGUGGUGGCGGUGGAGGUGGUAGUGGUGGUGGGAAUGACUCUUUCUUGUCACCCAAGGCACUCUCUGAGCUACUCAGCACAAAGCUUAGGAAGUAUUGCAAAGACCCUUCUCCGUCACUCACUUGUUUGAGGCUAGAUACUGAUAAUUCUCACAUUGGAGUGUGGCAAAAAAGAGCUGGAUCACAUUCUGAUUCUAAUUGGGUCAUGAGGGUUGAGCUUGGUGGGAAGAAAAAAACUGCAGAGUCAGAGAUGGGAACUUCACAACACACUAUCGAUGGUAAUAAUGCUAAUGCUGAUAUUGAAAAUAGGGUGGUAGUAGAAGAAGAGGAAAGAGUUGCUUUGCAGAUGAUUGAAGAGUUACUUAAUUGGAACUAUCCAUGUGGUUCGACUUCAAGCGAUUAA
This is a messenger RNA of Lathyrus sativus (Indian pea), 630 nucleotides long. NCBI's taxonomy places the organism in Eukaryota, Viridiplantae, Streptophyta, Magnoliopsida, Fabales, Fabaceae. The record is from the annotation of a GenBank genome assembly.